Cotesia congregata is the source of this 246-nucleotide messenger RNA. The record is from the annotation of a GenBank genome assembly. Lineage: Eukaryota; Metazoa; Arthropoda; Insecta; Hymenoptera; Braconidae.
AUGCGGACUCCCGCGUGUCUGUCGAUUUAUUUUUCACGAAAAACUACGAGGCCUCGUGUCCGAUCACGAGGGCCUCUCAAACCGUUUACCGAAAUUACUAGUCCCUGUGCUCGCAAUCGAUGCUUCAGGGAAUCACCCGAGCGAGCAAGGGGCUAUGAUCUAUUGCCAAUUAUCAAUAUUAUGCUUUUGCAUUUUCCUUAUUACCUGUCCCGAUACCCAUCGUUGCACCUUGGCUUUAAAUGCUGA